AUGGGUGGGUGGCUGUCGUCGUUGGUGUGGGGCGAGGAAGGCGACGAAGUGAAGGAGAAGAAGAUCGUGAUGGUGGGGCUGGACAACGCCGGCAAGACGACCAUCCUCUACAAGCUCGUCGAACGAGAUGAAUCGCGACGCCGAAGCGAGCAGCCGCCAUCAUCUUCUGCAGAAUCAGAUCAGCAGCAAGCCAGCCUCCUCUCUCGAUUUUUCAUCGAUUAUGGAUCAUCUUCAUCAUCAUCUUUCUCGUCAUCUCCAUCUCCAUCUCCAUCUUCACAAUCAGUCGUCAAUCUUGCGCCCACAAUUGGAUUUCAAGUCGAGGCCGUUCGAUGCGGUGGCGGUGGUCCCGUGCUGGCGGUGUGGGACGUCGGCGGCCAGACCCGCCUGCGGCAGAUGUGGCCCAUCUGCUACACCGGCGCCGCCGCGGCCGUGUUCGUGGUCGACGCCGCCGACCUGCGGCCCGACAACGGCCGGCUCAGCGACGCGCGCGAGGCCCUGCGCUCGCUCCUGUCGGCCCCGGAGCUCAGAGGAGCCCCGCUGCUGCUGCUGGCCAACAAGAGCGACGACCAGCGCGCCCUGGGGCCGCGCCGGGUGCUUGAGGCACUGGGUCUGCUGACCGUCAUCGUCAUCGUCUUCAUCAUCAUCAUCAUCGAACGAGCCGGAGCCGACUUCGUACUCGGCGUCGCUGGCGGGCUAUGCCACCAUAGCAACUGGCCCAUCGAAUGCUUCUUCAUUGUCGUCAUCGAGUGGAGCGCCGAGUGCCUUCUCGCCUUUGCUCAAGGGCCGGAGGCGACGUGCGGGCUCACUGGCGAGGGUCUCGAGGAGGGCUUCAAGUGGCUCGCAGACACGCUCAGCUUUGUUGAUGAGCAACGCGAGGCCCAGGACGACAGCCUCACCCGGUGGAGCUGA
Molecule: messenger RNA, 909 nt
Organism: Acanthamoeba castellanii str. Neff
Lineage: Eukaryota; Discosea; Longamoebia; Acanthamoebidae
Product: ADPribosylation factor subfamily protein
Exons: 3
Coding region: 1-909 (302 amino acids)
Biological process (GO): vesicle-mediated transport; intracellular protein transport
Cellular component (GO): cytoplasm
Molecular function (GO): GTPase activity; GTP binding
Source: RefSeq, a predicted model, not a curated record